AUGGCUUGCAGUAGGAGCAGUGAUGAUUGCAGCGAUGGAGAAUAAGAAAAUAGAAAAGUAUAUAUAAACAGUAAAUAUCGAACAAGGCAAGGCCCAUUUCGCAGACAGAGAAAAUAUUCGGACUUUCAAAAUGAUGAUUUUCCAGAAGAAGAUGUAUUUAAAAAGCUAGUUUUAUCAGAUGGGUUAUCAAGCGUAUCUCAAUAUAUAGAGGAAAAUGUACCUGAAGAAACAUUCAAUCGAUGGCUUAAAGGACGGCGAACAAAACUAUUAGUUUACAUGAAACGAAACAAACCCAUUUGUAUUGGUCCCUUUUUAAAAGAAGCUACACUGUGUUUUGAUCACACCAGCAGAAAUUGUCGACGCUUGAAUUGCAGCCAUUUUCAUAUUUGUAGUUUCUACCUAAACGAUAUUUGUAAACGUGGCAGAAAUUGCAAGAAAGGUCACGACUUUGACGAUGAUCAUAAUCAACAUAUAAUAGAAAAUCUCGAACUGGAAAAGUUUCCAGAAAAGGAAAUUAAGACUAUCAUUCUCUGCAGAUACCCACAGGUCUGUCGCAGUGAAACAUGUGCUUUGAGAGAAGAUUGUCCAUACCUUCACAUCUGCUACAAUUUCCUCAAGAACAAAUGCGAGUUUGCCAAUUGUACUAGGGGGCAUUCUUUUGACACCCCUCAUAACAACUGGGUCUUAAAAUCCUACAGAAUGGAACGAUGGUCGGGAGAAAAGUUAGCUUUGUUGAAAGCGUUAAUUAAUAUGCCACGACAUCAAAAACAAAUUGACUAUUCUAAUCAAUAUACACAUUUUGAUUAUAAUUCUGAAUCAGAAGAUAUGUCAACAUCCAAUAGUACUAAAGACUGCAAUGGCCACAAAAAAGACAUUUGUCUAGAUCAUCUGGUAGGGACUUGUCGAACAAGAGCCUGUGAUAAACACCAUACCAAUCUUCCCUACCUGUGGCAAAUUCACUUCCUUGGUGAAUGGUUGAGAUUUGAUGAAGAAGAAAACCAGUCACUGGAAAAAAGAUAUUGCAAUAUGAGAAGCAGUGCAAAAGGAAAGAUUUUUUCAAAGGGAUUCAUAAAGGAAAUUACUCUAAAUUUUAAAGAAGAAUACGGCACUUGUACUGGGGAAUCGGAAUCCUUACAAUAUCGACGGCUGUCAACAGCGUCGUUUGCUACGGAAAACGCUCCAUUGCAAAAGGGGUCUUUUCAUACCCAAUGGAGGUGGUACUUUAGAAAUGAUAAUCAUCAGUGGAUGCCUUUUGAUAAGGAUGAAUUGCUGUAUACUUUAGAAAAGAAAUACGUCACAGGACAAAAGUGCUAUUUAUUCACCAGGGAGAGUCAUAAACUCAAAUACAGAAUCAGUUUUGCCGAUUUGAAGCAGAAAAACCUUGAUACCCGAACAGUUCGGAAGAUUUUAAGACGACCAGUAUUCGUGUUUCGUACUGACAUAGUAUGUAGACAAUUUCCAAAAAGAUUGAAUAUUCAAGUUGUCUCUUCUGAUCCACAUCCACCGGAGUGGAAUGCAUUAGACCUGGCGCACGAUUUCGAGCUAGUUGAGUUAGACGAAACGCUUACAGAAUUCAUUGAUGUGAAGACGGCGUUUUCCGCAGAAUUAGAUGAAAAAAUCUUCAAGAUUUGCAACAUUUACCGUAUUCAGAAUUUACCUCUUUGGAAUGAGUACAAAAUGAAGAAAAUACAUCUAGAGAAAACCCAUGCAAAGAAGACUGGGAGGCUUGACGAAAGAACUCUCCUCCAUGGCACCGAUUCCUACGACACUUGUUAUGGAAUAUGCACGAAUAAUUUUGAUUUCCAGUUGAGCGGCAAAAAUGCAACCGUAUACGGAAAGGGUUCUUAUUUCGCCGCUUCGGCUAAAUAUAGUCACAACUACACAAGAGGCCCUUUUCAUCUAAUGUUUCAAGCAAAGGUCUUAGUAGGAAGCUACACAAACGGAAGCGGGGAUAUGACCUGUCCACCAAAUAUUCCGGGAGAAGGCCACAGAAGAUAUGACUCAUGUGUUGAUAAAACAUCUAAUCCAUCAAUAUUUGUUGUCUUCGACAGAAACCAAUGUUACCCUGAAUAUCUUAUUGCUUAUCAAAGCAAAUCUACCAAGAAAACUGCAGCAGCGGUGCAAAACAGAUAUCGGGCUGUAACAAACGUUAAUCACUCGGUAUUGGGAAGGACCACGCGCCAUACAGGGACUAGCAUUGCAAGUACAGAUACACCCGGAGAACCUCUGAACUCUGUAACCAACACGUCUCCUCCUGUCAGUACAACACUUCAAAGUACUUCAUCAGUUUUAAAUCGAGUUGUGUCUCAAACCUUUGAAAACCCCGGCUCAAAUGUUGCCGGAAGAAUGAAGAACGGUUGUACAAUUCAAUAACAGAAAUACAUUGUUAUUUCAAAGAACUGAUUUGAAUCCUAAUAAUGCUUAUAAACGCACAUAUGUUAUUAACAAGAAAUGAUUGCUAUGAUAGUCACACACUUUCCAUGUACAUUUACAAGUAUCUGAACAAAUGACGCUGAAAGGGUAAGCUACAUGUCACUGCAGUCCAAGCUUGUACAGAAAGUUUUCAUGAUUUUAAGAGACCACUUCUCAUUUGCCACGGUAAAAACCUCCACUACUAGAUAACGCCAACAGAAGAAUAAGAACAGGGAAACAUCCCCCUUUUAGGAAAUGAGCCUGUUCGAUUGAUCAUCGGGGUCUCUGUAGUGUCUCUUUGCGGUAUUCUGCAUUUUUGUGAGAAAAUAAUUAUGAUUUAUGAUUGUAAAUGAUCUUUUAAAUAAGCACGUGUCUCCGGACUGACCGGAUAUGUUCAAGCGCUUAACUAAAUAUGUACUCAUUUUUGUCGUAUUCGCUGACGUAGACACCACAUGUCGACCAGAAAUACGAUGGACACAGGGCGGCGUUAGCUUUAAGGUCUACAUAUUCGUGUUAUUCCUUCUAAAGGCAUUUGGACAGCUUCUUGUUUCUUUAGUAUAAAUUUCACGAAAGAAUCAAUGGUAACGAUGAUCAGAGACAUAAAGCCACAGAUGACACAAUCUAAAAUAUCCUCAUGGUGGCUUUACCAUAUUUGUAGAAAAUUGCCGUAAGAGGUGAACAACCAUGGUGUUUCAGGAACUUAUGCACGCUCAAUAUUUUGUCAGCCCUCACAAAAAUCAGCAUGUACGAAGGGCUGAAAUUCAAGCUACGGUAGUCGUUGUUGAAAUGCAUAUUCGUAUAUUUUAAUUCAUUUAAAAAUGUAGAGAGUAGUUGUGUUUUUACCUGUACAAACCCUCUUUUAAAAACUCUCCAACCGCUACUUGAAUUCAGUGAAACUUUCUUGGUAUUUAGGACACUAUUUGUAGAUGUUCAUUUACCAAGGAAUGUUGGCCCUUUUGAACUUAGAAUAUUGGCCCUAUAUUGAAAGUAGUAAUGAGGUGUAUGUAAGCGCAACUUCUCUAAAUUCAAAGUAAUACACUUAAUGGAUUUUUUGGCAAUUUUUGCCCUUUUAGAUUUAGAAUUCUGUAUUAUUACAACAUAUGUGCACAUUAGCAGCAAGUUUUGAGCUGAUUAUGUGCUCUGUCAAAUUAGUUUUGUGUAUAAUGCAUAACUUGCUAUUCAAUAUGGGUUAUAUUGUCUAGCAAUGGAAAGGGGGUAAAUGACCUAGCUCACUUUUCUUUCAUUAUGAUGUACAUUUAUCAUACGUUAUAUAACGGACGUGUACGUGAAAAACAAUUAUUGUUUAAAUAGUACAAUUAUGAAUUUUUAUACCAAUCUGCUAACAAUUAGACAUGUGAAGAUGCUCCUCGACGAUACUCAGUAAAGCAUCAGAACGAUUUUACAAGUUACAUUAAUAUUGAAUUCAGACUAUUAGCUUUGCAUUCUUGUUCACUUUCAUUUUCUUCAAAGCUUUUGGAUCAGGGUUAUAACAGUUUGCUAGUGUGGCUCAGGUGAGUGAUGUGGCCCCUGGGUCUCUUGUUUUUUUUUUUUUACUUUGUUUGUGUGUGUGCGAUCUAUGGUAGUUUGUUAGUACACACGGUCACUGUAGGGCAAUCGAUUCGUUCGUUUUGUAUAUUAUUUUUAUGUAUUAUCUAGCCAGACAAUAAAAUAAACUAAUAUCGUCAUGAAUACCAUCAUGGGUUUUUGCAUGAGAGAUUUGAUAUGAAACCUUCAUGUCAAUGUUUAUUAAAAGUUAAAAAAAAACCCUGACAUAUUUGGUUUUGAUGUCUCAGUUUGGUUUUCAUACACUUCUUAAAGAGUAGUGCUAUUCUAUUUGUUGAAGCAGUGUUCAAUAAUGUCUAGUCAGAAUAACAAAAUUUCAGUUUUCAUGUUGCAUAAAACCUUAAUUUAAAUUUUUAUUUAAAGUCAACUUCAAAUUACAAAAACAUUCAUUUUGAAAUGGGGGUUAUUCGUAUUUAGGAAAUUUGUCAGAGGGGAAAUACAUCAAGUGGAAAGAUGGAGAUCCACAGCAUGCAAAUCUUGCAUUCGACCUUUAAAUGUCUAGAUACAAGAGUACAGUUUAAGAUAAGACUAAAUACAUUUUAAGUUUAAUUCAUUAAAGUCUACAGUGAUCGCCUUAACCUUUGUAGCAUGGAAUUAUUGGAAUGGUGUUGAGGCAAUCAAGACCUACGUUACAUUUUUUUAUUAAAUGGUAACAAAUACCCAGAUGGCAUUAUUAUUCAUUGUGGGGAAAACAACAUUGGACAACAACACAGCAUUCUUAGGGGAUUCAGAUGAUGAUGAUGUUCUGGCUAAAAAUUAAGGAACGAUUACCAAAUUUUAA
Molecule: messenger RNA, 4756 nt
Organism: Magallana angulata
Lineage: Eukaryota; Metazoa; Mollusca; Bivalvia; Ostreida; Ostreidae
Product: zinc finger CCCH-type antiviral protein 1-like
Molecular function (GO): NAD+ poly-ADP-ribosyltransferase activity; metal ion binding
Source: RefSeq, a predicted model, not a curated record